Messenger RNA from Pungitius pungitius (ninespine stickleback), 3886 nucleotides. It is a transcript of the gene vgll2a, whose product is annotated as vestigial-like family member 2a. Lineage: Eukaryota; Metazoa; Chordata; Actinopteri; Perciformes; Gasterosteidae. The record is from RefSeq and is a predicted model, not a curated record. Gene Ontology annotation, biological process: regulation of transcription by RNA polymerase II. Gene Ontology annotation, cellular component: nucleus. The transcript is spliced from 4 exons. The coding region runs from base 118 to 978 and encodes 286 amino acids.
CGCAGAGCAGCACAGCAGAGAGACCCUCUCCACUUUCGCCGGAAUUACCGUUUCCUCUCCUUCUGAACAGACGUGCUCUCUAAAUGAAGCUUGCUUCUUCUUCGUGAUUUCUUCGCCAUGAGCUGCUUGGAUGUGAUGUACAAAGUGUUUGGUCCUCAGCCUUAUUUCACCUCCUACAGCCCUUAUCACCACCAGAAACUGGCCUUGUAUUCCAAAAUGCAAGACCCCCAGGACAGCGCCAGCCGGCUCGGCCCUGUGGGCCCCCCGGCCAUCAAGGAGGAGGACAAGGAGCUGCCCCCAGGAGCAGAGUACCUGAGCUCCCGCUGCGUCCUCUUCACUUACUUCCAGGGAGACAUCAGCGCCGUAGUGGACGAGCACUUCAGCCGAGCCCUGAGCCACACAAGCGUGUACUCGAGCAGCCACAAGGCCGCGAGAGAUGGACCCUUCCCAAUGAGCCAGAGAAGUUUCCCUCCGUCUUUCUGGAACAGCUCGUAUCAGCCGUCCGCCUCCUCCGCGCUGGGCGGCGCUCUGUCAGCUCCCCACACAGAGCUUCCAUUCCCGGGGGACCCGUACUCCUCCGCCUCCUUGCACAGCCACCUCCACCAGCCGAGCCCCGACUCCUGGCACCCGUCCCACCACCACCACCACCACCACCACCAUCCUUACUCACUAGGGGGCUCGAUAGGCGGCCAGGCCCCAGCCUACCCGCGCCCGGGGGUCCACGAGAUGUACAGCACGGCGUUCGACCCGCGUUACGGCUCUCUGCUGGUGCCCUCGGUGAGGCCUCAUCACCGCCUGGCGUCCGGCAGCUCGGUACCGGGGCCCAGCACCUCGCCCUGUGUCCUCGGAGGGAAGGGGGAGUCAGGGACGGGUUCGGCCUGGAGCGGCGCCUUCACCGGAGCCGGGGCGGAGAUUGGACUCAACAUGGACACAGGUCUGCAGGGACAAGAUAAGAGCAAGGAUUUGUAUUGGUUUUAGAGACUGCUGAGACCCCCCCCACCCCCCUUUCCUCCUCCCAUCCCCCCACACUUAACUCCUACUUGGGCUUUAGCCUCUUUCCUCCACUCCAUGUUGACUGAGGAUGACUGACGGACAAACUGACAGUCAGUCGCACAGCAGUUUUUGUGCUGUAACUGCUUGUGGUCUACUUACAGCUCGGUGCUACGGGGGCCUGUGCGGCGGCGGCGGCGGCGGCUCAGGCCCGCCGAGCUGAGACGCCCAUCGAGUGGAUUCAAAAAAACGAGCGCGGAGACCAAAAAAAAACGGAUCGCGUAGGACAGACAGAGAGUCGGCUCUUGACGGAUGUGGACAAAAGACAAGACUCUUUGUGUAACAGGCAGGGACAACAUUCCUAUGCUGGAAAAAAAAAAAAAACGUCUGGGGACAGAAACACGUGUUGUCCACCUCGAAAAAGGCCAGCGCUUGGAGACUUGGCAGGACUUGUCUCGCUGGGACAACUGGGCAACAGACACUGGGAGUGUUGUGGCUGGAGGGACGGCCGCACGGCAAGGAUGUGGUGGACUGCCAGAGGGCAGGAGUCCGAACACUUUGGUUUACACGGAGCGUAUUGGUUCAAUGUCGACUGAAAAGACUCAGUAUUUUGUGGCACUGUAAACGUUAAAUUAAACAGUUUUGACUGAUGACGAAUGUUAUUUAAGUAAUGAUUUCACAAAGUGUUUCAAAUAACAGCAGCAGACAACCAUAGCUGUGUCCAAAUGACAUGCUGUGUACAAAGUCUGGGCACCUUUUAAGCAGAUAGAAGGAAGUAAUUCAUCGUGCAACACAAUUGUGAGCCGUUGAAUUUAGACUAUGGUCCUGUACUAAUUGAUUUGUAACAAAGUAUAGCGUACAGACAAUCUGACUGAUUUGAAUUAGGAAAAGUACAACAUUUGCUGCUUCUGUCUGUUUUAAAUGAUUUUACGAUUCACCCACUUUUUUUAAACCAUCAAUUAAUCUAUUGGAUAACAACGGAUUAAUGAAUAGGUACAAUUCUACGUAUGACAAUCAGUUUUGUCCUUAUUUAAAUAUUAUUCAAACUGUAUAUACGCUCACUGCCGAAUGGGGUCACCUGCUUAUUUUGGUGAGAGAUGAGACCCGUUGUACAGAAACAUUUUUUAUUUUUACGAUACUGUCAGGUGUAAGUUGUAAAGAUCUUUCAAUGUGGUUGGAUUUUUUUUUAAAGUGCGCUUUUGAAACCUUGCAGCAGCUGAGGAACAACUACUACUCCCUGCGUCCAUGUCGAAUGUCAUCAAAGUCCAUACAAUGUAAAUCUGUUUGAUGAGCUCAUCUGCUUAAACAAAACCUUUAACCCACAGCAGACAGGACAAAACUGUUCUCACCGGAGCAGCCAGCGUUGGACCUGAAACAUCGCGCUGACUGUGUCAACAGAGAAAUGCAAACCUCACACUAGUGGCGUCUGAGCGAGAGGAGGGAGGCAUCCUCUGAUGAUUGAGGAGAACGACGGCUAUUUGAAGCCGCUUGACUCUUUCCCCUCCCUGCUCCCGUGCAGCUGUCAACGACAACUGCUCUUCAACUCAGUGAACACACACGCACACCGCCGCACACACGCGCACACACACACACACACACGCACACACCACCAGUUCUUUGUGUGGGCCAAUGAAGCUAGAAUGAAACAAAACAUAAAAAACAGAUUGCGUGGCUCUGGUUGUGGGCACCACUCCCUGUUACUAAGCAAAAUGUGGUUAUUUUUUAAAGGUUUUUCUGAUACCCAAAGAAGGGUUAGAGUUUUACUUAGCCCAAGUCAGCCCAAAGCAACUCGUCAAACAGUUUUGAUGGGAGGUCUUCGCAUCCUGUUUUAAACUCACUUGCCAAUGUCAAAGCAUUCGCAUUAUUUGCAUUUGAUAUGAUUCAAAAUCUGUUUUGACAAAAACUGAUCAAAUGGACUAAACAUUGCUACAAUUAUCCUCUCAGUAAAUGAACAUUAACCUUAAGAUUAAAUAGAUCCAUCUACUUUAUUAAUAACUCACAAACCACAUGCAUUGUGAAUCAAUUUGUUUAUAAUAUUCCUGCAUAGUGCUUCAAACACAAGCAAGUAUUUAUUAUGUCAUAAGUGUUCAAAUAUGAGAUGAUGCUAGAAUUACUUUAGCACAGAACUAAUGACAUCCUAAGCAUGUUAAUUACGCAAAAUGGCUAAUCAACAAGAGCUGCUGGUGAUGCUGUUACAACAAUGUAUGGAAAUGACUUGAGUUUGCAGAGGUCACAGCAGCUGAUCUGACAUUUUUACUUAUAUAACUGCACUUUACUAAGAGCUGGAUCUGGGACUUCCUGAAACCGUUUAUAACACAAUACUUACCCAACUGCUCAUAAUCGUACAUGAAAAUGAUGAACAAUUGUUUCCUUUUGUAAGAUGUGAUCGAACUUUAGAAUUGGUUCUUAAGAUUUUUCCAGUGAACAAAACAAAGCUCUUGUUCUGCUUCAAAUGCUUAAAAGCAUACUGCAAGGCAUGCUAUGACAUUUACUUUGACCUAUACUGGAUUUGUCCCUGAAAAAUAAAGUAAAAGGGGACCGACAUUCUUACUGUUAAAAAAUCAUGUUGUCACUCAGAAUUUCAAAGAAUCACCUUAUUUUUAUGCAUAAGUUUGUGGCUUUUACAAUACUUAACAACUGUUUUUAAACAACAAAUCAUCAUGUCUGCAUUAAUUUGGAAGGAUAGGUGCCAAACUUGGAAAAUAUUUUUUCUGUUUGUGACAGCUCGUGUCCCUCAUUACGGCAGAAUUGGAGCAUGAUGUCCAAUCAGUGCAAUGUGUCCUUCUUCUAUAAUAAAAUGAAUAAUAUAAUAUCAAACUGACAGCUAUACUAACAUAUAUUUACAUCAUACACGACAAUUCUAUUGCAAUUGACCUCAAGUUAUGUUAAUGCCUGA